Messenger RNA from Agrilus planipennis (emerald ash borer), 700 nucleotides. RefSeq names its product N-acetyltransferase 6. The record is from RefSeq and is a predicted model, not a curated record. The coding region runs from base 14 to 691 and encodes 225 amino acids. Gene Ontology annotation, cellular component: cytoplasm. Gene Ontology annotation, molecular function: N-acetyltransferase activity; acetyl-CoA binding. The transcript has 2 exons. Gene Ontology annotation, biological process: protein acetylation. Lineage: Eukaryota; Metazoa; Arthropoda; Insecta; Coleoptera; Buprestidae.
CAAUUUCCUUUAAAUGAAUAUUAUUAGUGUUUCUGUUCUGUACAUCAAAAGUUUUAUGAAGAUUUUUAAUAUGGACUUACAAUUGGAAGAAUCUGACUUGAAAGUUGUGCCAUUACACCAUUUUCCGGAAUAUACAUUGCAAUGCUGUCGUUUAUUAAACAAUGAAUGGAAAAGGAGCGAUGCAGCACGGCUACACAGUUUAAAAAGUUCUUCUGAUUCUUUGCCAACUUCUUUAAUACUUUUAAUAAACAAGGAACUUAUUGGUCAUUGUAAGCUAUCACCAAUACCAUCCAUAAAACAUGCAUGUUUCAUCGAAUCUGUUGUUAUUGAUAGGAAAUUACGUGGUAAAGGAUAUGGUUCGUUUCUUAUGAGAGAAGCAGAGAAACAUUGUAAGAAUAAUUUAAAUUUGAAGACAAUUUAUUUAUCUACAACAGAUCGUAUAUCUUUUUAUUUUAAAUUAGGAUAUAGUCAAUGCGAACCUGUUAGCAUUUAUGGUGGUCCGUUAAAUAAUAAAAUUUCAAAUUUUAAUUCAAAUAAUUCUGUUUUAACAAAUAAUUCAAUGAUAAGAAAAGCGAAUAAUAAUUCGUCUCAACCGACUCCUCCGGUACCUCCACCUCCUCCGCCACUAAAUUAUGGUAAUCCACUACUAAAGUUUCAAAAGAAAAAGAUAUAUAUGAAACGCGAUGUAUAAAAUUUUCAU